CAGCGGUCAGCACAGCCUUCCCUAACUAUCUCGUCAAUCGUCAGCUGCACUGCAAUCUGUGGUCGCAACGCAACGUCCCCCGUCGUGGCCGCGUGCUAUCUUCCUCCUCCCUCCCUCCUUGCCGCACGCGUCAAACCUUGCAAAGAGAGUUCGGUCGACGGCGCCAGCCGGCGAUGGCAGCGCCGCGCCACCGCCAGGGCCACAUUGCGCAGUGCCUUGGCAGGAUCCUCGCCUGCCGCGGCAGCGCCACCGCCGCCGUCGCUGCCGGCCCAGGCGGCCGACGGCUCACCGGCGCGGAGUUCGUCGACGGCGUGCGGAGCCUGGCCGCUGGCCUCGCCGACCGCGGGGUGCGCCCUGGCCACGUCGUCGCCGCCGUCGCCCUCAACAGCGUCGAGUACGUGCAGCUGUUCCUCGCCGUCACCUACGCCGGAGCCAUCAUCGCCCCUCUCAACUACCGCUGGAGCUUCGAGGAGGCGGCGCAGGCGGUGGAGCUCGUGCGGCCGACGGCGUUCGCCUUCGACGGCGCGUUCAGCUCCUGGGCGCUUCGGCUGAUGGAGGGCGACAGGUUCCCAUCCAUCGGCCUCUACCUCCUCCUGGGCGAUCCUUGCAGGACCGGCCGCGCUGCUGCAGCUGUACCCAUUACCGACGUCACGGGGAGCCUCGGCGGAGCUACGGCAGCGGCGGCGAUGGAGCCCGUGUCGGCUCCAGACGACAUUGCUCUAAUAUGCUUCACAUCCGGAACCACGGGGCGGCCCAAGGGCGUAGCGAUAAGCCACACGUCCUUGAUCAUCCAGUCCCUCGCCAAGAUCGCCAUUGUCGGCUACGGCGAGGACGAUGUUUACCUGCACACAGCGCCUCUGUGCCACAUCGGAGGGGUCUCGUCGUGCAUGGCAGUCCUGAUGGCCGGAGGCUGCCACGUCCUGGCGCCGAAGUUCGACGCCAGGUCGGCGUUCGCCGCCAUCCAGGAGCACGGAGUGACCUGCUUCAUCACCGUCCCCGCGAUCAUGGCUGACCUGCUGUCCUACGCUCGGAAAGAGGAGAUGGCGCCGGGCUGCGGGAGGACGACGGUGACCAAGAUUCUGAACGGCGGCGGCGGGCUGCCGCUCCACCUCGUAAACGCAGCCUCGCAAUCCUUUCCUCGGGCUGCUAUUUUCUCAGCUUACGGGAUGACCGAGGCCUGCUCGUCUCUGACGUUCAUGGCCCUCACCACGCCAAAGCUUCAAGAGCCGGAGCCGGAGCCGGAGACCCAACCGUGCGGCCACCACGGAGGUGUCUGCGUCGGCAAACCGGCGCCGCACGUUGAGAUACGGAUCGGCAUGGAUGACGACGGCACCACCGCCGGUUCUUCGCCGACCGGGAACGUCUUGACCAGAGGCUUGCACACCAUGGUUGGCUACUGGGCAAACGGCAAGGCGGACUCAUCCGAGUGUGACAGGAACGGAUGGCUUGACACCGGAGACACUGGGUGGGUGGACGAGGAGGGUAAUCUGUGGCUCUUGGGAAGGCACAAGGGCCGCAUCAAGACCGGAGGCGAAAAUGUUUACCCGGAAGAGGUUGAAUCGGUGCUGUCCCAGCACCCCGGAGUGGCGAGAGCUGUGGUGGUCGGCGUGCCGGAUAGCCGUCUCGGGGAGAGAGUCGUUGCGUGUGUCAGCGUCAAGGACGGCUGGAACUGGGUGGAUGCGAGAGCUGAGCACGAGCACCGAGGCGGAGGCGAGGAGGUGUCUCCUCAGAUCCUCCAUGGCCACUGCAGGACGAAAGAACUGAGCAGAUUUAAGGUGCCAAGGUCUUAUUACCAGUGGAGGCAGCCAUUUCCGGUGACCACGACGGGGAAGAUCAGAAGGGAGGAGCUGAAGAGGGAACUCCUGGCAGCAAUUCGACUGCCCAGCAACCUGUAGCUUUUUGAGGCGAUGAUCUGUUUUUGGACCAAAUCUUGGUUCAGUUCGACUCCGAUUGAAGUCUUCUGUUUUUUUUGGUCUGUAGGUGCUUUUAGCUUUUACCUGGUUGGAGUUUAAGAUGCGAAAAAAAGAGCGUUUGAUUAUUGGAAACCUGUAACAUCCAUGACUUUUCUUCACCUUGACAAAAGAAGUCGAGUCAAUGGCAAGUCCCAUGAAAUUCAGAGCA
Molecule: messenger RNA, 2121 nt
Organism: Zea mays
Lineage: Eukaryota; Viridiplantae; Streptophyta; Magnoliopsida; Poales; Poaceae
Product: putative AMP-dependent synthetase and ligase superfamily protein
Exons: 10
Coding region: 174-1895 (573 amino acids)
Biological process (GO): fatty acid metabolic process
Molecular function (GO): medium-chain fatty acid-CoA ligase activity
Source: RefSeq, a predicted model, not a curated record